ACCUGGUCGAGCUCGAGAGAGUGAGAUCUGAGCCGAGAGUUGUGAUGGUUCACACCACUCGAACCUCUGCGUCGUCGUCGUCGUCGUCGUCGCAUCCUCUUCCUCCUCCGCAUCGCCGCUUCCGAACCCUACCUCCUCCCUCCUCCAUCUCCUGCUACGUGUUGCUCGUCCUCUUCUUCUCCGCCUCACUCUUCCUCUUCUCCCACAACAAGAUCGCCGAGGUCGACCAAAACCCCUUCUUCCUCCCGCGGAAACACGCAUCGGUAUUGGAAGAGCAAUUGUGGGGUUCUCCUUAUGGCUAUGGUUAUCAUGCUUGUGUCAAACCCACCUCUAAAUACUCAGCUCCUCAAGGCUGGGAUCAUUACUUGACUGUUAGAAGUAACGGAGGACUCAACCAAAUGCGCACUGGGAUAGCUGAUAUGGUUGCUGUCGCUCGUUUACUGAAUGCAACAUUAGUUAUUCCACAGUUAGAUAAACGAUCAUUUUGGCAAGACUCCAGUACUUUUGCAGACAUUUUUGACGAGCCCCAUUUCAUUAAGACUCUGCAAGGGGAUGUACGUAUUGUGAGAGAGUUGCCAAAGGAACUGGAAUCAGCUCCGAGGGGCCGCAAACACUUCACUUCAUGGUCCGGUGCCAGUUAUUAUGAGGAAACAGCCCGAUUAUGGAAGGAUUAUCAGAUAAUUCAUGUUCCUAAAUCUGAUUCAAGACUUGCAAACAAUGACCUUCCUCUCGAUAUCCAAAGGCUGCGCUGUCGUGCUCUUUAUCAAGCGCUCCGUUUUUCUGCUCCGAUUGAGACCCUUGGAAAGAAGCUAGUGGAGCGCCUAAGAUCACGGGGACGAUACAUCGCCCUUCAUCUGCGUUAUGAGAAGGAUAUGCUAUCUUUCACUGGUUGCACUUACGGCCUGAGCGACCUGGAAGCUGAAGAGCUUAGGGUUAUGAGAGAGAACACGAACCAUUGGAAACUGAAGCAUAUAAACUCGGCGGAACAGAGAAAUGAAGGUAAUUGUCCUCUGACUCCAAAGGAGGUGGGGAUAUUUCUGCGAGCUCUUGGUUAUCCUCCAUCCACAUGGAUCUACAUUGCAGCUGGUGAAAUCUACGGUGGUGAUACUUAUAUAUCGCAUCUCCGAUCUCGCUUCCCAAACUUGGUUACCAAGGAGAAAUUAGCAACCAAGGAAGAGCUUGAGGAGUUCAUUGGUCAUGCUUCCCAGACUGCAGCUCUAGAUUAUAUUAUAUCAGUUGAAAGUGAUGCCUUUGUACCUUCAUAUACAGGCAAUAUGGCAAGAGCCGUAGAGGGGCAUCGCAGAUUUCUAGGGCACCGCAAGACCAUCUCCCCGGAUAGGAAAGGAUUGGUAGAGCUCUUCGAUUUGAUAGAAAGAGGGGAACUGGAGGAAGGUCCGAAACUGUCAUCGCAUGUUACUGAAAUGCAUCAAUUCAGACAGGGGGCUCCAAGGAAAAGAUACGGCUCUCUUCCGGGAAGUAAAGGCCGCGAUCGCCUUAGAACGGAAGAAUCCUUUUAUGAGAACCCCUUGCCUGAGUGCAUCUGUCUCACUGGAAAGAACAGCGGAAAGCACUAACACUCGAGGUGGCCUUUUUUGUUGUUCCUUGCUGCAGGAAUGAAGUAUUUACCAACAUGUACUAAUUUUGCAUCUCAUCCCCUUAAAAAGCAGGGUUAUAUUUCUGCAGCAUAGGUUGCUUAUUGAUUGAUAACAUUGUUUCUCCACAGCCACUUACACACUUAGAUUACGGAGCAAAUAUGUAAUUCCUGCUUGUGAACUCCAUAGUUGCAAUAGGUAUAUGCCUGCUAGAGAAGGUUCAAGAAAAUAGUUUUGAUUUUUUUUUUUUUGAACACUCAUUUAAAUUUUUGUUAGAAAUCGAGCGUGAACUAGCCUAGUCCUCCAAAAGAGGCCUGAUGCAUUUUCAUGGAUUGUUCUUGCUGGUCGUUUGUGUAUCACGGCGGUUGCCGUUUACUAGGGUUGUAAACGAGCCGAUCGUGCACGAGCUGAGCUGAGUUUAACUCUGCUUGAAUGAGUGGUUUGCUUGAGCUUGGCUCGAGCUCUAUCUCGAUCCGAGUCGAAAGAGGUCUAAACCUACGAGUGGCUUGCACAUUUGAGCCAACUCGUCCUCCGCUCGAAGUAAUAUAAUAGACGGUUCAUAUGAUCAUGCUUUUUUA
Molecule: messenger RNA, 2170 nt
Organism: Ananas comosus (pineapple)
Lineage: Eukaryota; Viridiplantae; Streptophyta; Magnoliopsida; Poales; Bromeliaceae
Exons: 12
Coding region: 45-1574 (509 amino acids)
Cellular component (GO): cytoplasm; nucleus
Source: RefSeq, a predicted model, not a curated record